This is a messenger RNA of Vairimorpha ceranae, 1245 nucleotides long. RefSeq names its product kinesin-like protein. The coding region runs from base 1 to 1245 and encodes 414 amino acids. NCBI's taxonomy places the organism in Eukaryota, Fungi, Microsporidia, Nosematidae. Gene Ontology annotation, biological process: microtubule-based movement; mitotic spindle organization. The record is from RefSeq and is a predicted model, not a curated record. The transcript has a single exon. Gene Ontology annotation, molecular function: microtubule binding; ATP binding; microtubule motor activity.
AUGAGCGACAACAUAAAAACUUAUGUAAGAGUAAAACCAGGAACAGACAAUGCUGAAUUUAUAAUAAAAGGCAACAGUGUUAGAAUAAAUGAUAAACUUAUGAAAUUUGAUAAAGUAUUUGUAGAAUGUUCACAGAAAGAGUUGUUUGAUUCUAUAUCUGAGGAUAUAUUAGUUUGUUCUGUUCAAGGGUACAACUGUACAAUAUUUGCUUAUGGCCAAACAGGUAGUGGUAAAACUUUUACAAUCCAGGGUAAAGAAAAUAAUCCUGGGCUUGUACAAAGAUGUCUGUGUUUUCUAUAUAAUUUAAAUAUGGAAGUAGAACUAUCAUUUAUAGAAAUUUACAAUGAAAACAUGAUUGAUCUACUAGAUGAUAAAAAAAUUUUAAAUAUUAGAGAAGAUCCUUUUAAAAGUGUUACGAUUGAUAAUUUAACAAUAGUUAAACCAAAAGAUUAUGAAUCAUCACUUUUAUACUACGAAACGGGAAUUAAAACUCGAAAAACUAAAAGCACUGAUAUGAAUUUAGAAAGUAGUAGAAGUCAUUCUAUAUUCACUCUAUAUAUUAAAAAUAAAACAAAUAAUAUAUGUAAAGAAUCAAAGUUGUCAUUUGUCGAUCUGGCAGGAUCUGAGCGUCUUAAAAAUUUAGAAAUAGAAAAUGUUAAAAUUAAAGAAACAGCGAAUAUUAAUAAAUCCUUAUUUUGUUUAGGACAAAUUAUUUACAAACUAAGUGAAGAUAAAAAUAAACACAUUGGAUACAGAGACUCAAAAUUGACAUUUUUACUUAAGGAUUCACUUGGUGGAAAUUCAAAAUUACGUGUUGUAGGAAAUGUUUGUUUAGAACAAAAAAGUGAUACGAUUAAUACAUUAAACUUUUUAUGCAGACUUAAAAUGAUAAAUAAUGUUGCAUUUAUAAAUUCUAAUAUGUCAGAAAAUAUACCAGAUUUACUUAAUCAGCUUAAAACGCUCGAUCAAGAAAAUCAAAAGUUAAAGACUAAAAUUGCAUUAUUUGAAACAGGUAAUCGUAAAAUUGAAAGGGAAGGAGUUGAUGAUUUUAAUAUAAAUAUUUUAAAGUUGAAAGAAAGCAUGAGAGAAGUUUUACAAUAUUUUUCAGAGCUUGAAGAACUUAAACAAGAAAUUUCAUUGUGUGAGUAUAACCUCAGACAGAAUAAAAUAUUAGAGUGCGAUAAAGCUUACAAGGAGCUUAUAGAUCAAAGAACAGAAGAAUAUAAAAAAAUGUUUAAUUAUUAA